UUCCUCCCUCCCUCCUUCCCUCCCUCCCUCCCUCCUCCCUGCUCCUGUCUCUGUCACUCAUGGGCAGCCAGGCCAGGCCGGGGCAGCCAUGGCUGCAGCAGUAAUCUGGAUUCCUCUCCUUGUGGGUCUCCUGGCAGGGCUGGGGGACACCGAGACCCAGCAGACCACCCUGCACCCGCUUGUGGGCCGCGUCUUCGUGCACACCUUGGACCACGAAACCUUCCUGCACCUUCCCGAGCAUGUCGCUGUCCCACCCACCGUCCCUGUCACCUACCACGCCCACCUCCAGGGACACCCCGACCUGCCCCGGUGGCUCCGCUAUACCCAGCGCAGCCCCCACCACCCCGGCUUCCUCUAUGGCACCCCCACACCAGAAGAUCGCGGACAGCAGGUCAUCGAGGUCAUAGCCUACAAUCGGGACAGCUUUGACACCACCCGGCAGAAGCUCUUGCUGUUGAUUGAGGACCCUGAAGGCCCCCCGCUGCCAUACCAGGCUGAGUUCCUGGUGCGCAGCCAUGACGUGGAGGAAGUGUUGCCCUCGUCGCCUGCCAGCCGCUUCCUCACUGCCUCGGCGGGGCUCUGGGAGCCGGGGGAGCUCCAGCUGCUCAACAUCACCUCUGCCUUGGACCGUGGGGGCCGCGUCCCUCUUCCCAUCGAGGGCCGCAAGGAAGGGGUGUACAUCAAGGUGGGCUCUGCCUCACCCUUCUCCUCCUGCCUGAAGAUGGUGGCGUCCCCCGACAGCCAUGCUCGCUGUGCCCAGGGCCAGCCUCCACUUCUGUCCUGCUAUGACACCUUGGCACCUCACUUCCGUGUUGACUGGUGCAAUGUGUCCCUGGUGGAUAAAUCAGUGCCAGAGCCUGCAGACCAGGUGCCCACCCCUGGUGACGGGAUACUGGAGCAUGACCCGUCCUGCUCGCCCACCAAGGCCACAGCCCGAGACUUCCUGACUGACGCACUGGUCACCCUCCUGGUGCCUCUGCUGGUGGCCCUGCUGCUCACCCUGCUGCUGGCUUAUGUCAUGUGCUGCCGGCGGGAGGGACGGCUGAAGAGAGACCUGGCCACCUCUGACAUCCAGAUGGUCCACCAUUGCACCAUCCGCGGGAACACGGAGGAGCUGCGACAGAUGGCAGCUAGCCGAGAGGUGCCCCGGCCACUCUCCACCCUGCCCAUGUUCAAUGUGCGCACAGGCGAGCGGCUGCCUCCCCAAGUGGACAGCGCUCAGGUGCCCCUCAUCCUGGACCAGCACUGAGGGCCCACACUGAGGCCCCGCCCAGUGCCAGCCCUGGCCUCGUCCUCCCUUCUCUCCCUACUCACAGAGCAGCCACAGCCCACGGGCACACCCUUCCUCCUGAUUCCGGCUCCCAGCCCGACGGACCCCAGGCUUGGAAUGAGCAGAGAGAUGGGGAUGGGGCAGGGAGAGGGUCGCCCAGAAUAAAUACCUGCUGCUCUGCUCC
Molecule: messenger RNA, 1454 nt
Organism: Equus caballus (horse)
Lineage: Eukaryota; Metazoa; Chordata; Mammalia; Perissodactyla; Equidae
Gene: SGCA
Product: sarcoglycan alpha
Cellular component (GO): membrane; sarcoglycan complex
Molecular function (GO): calcium ion binding
Source: RefSeq, a predicted model, not a curated record